Messenger RNA from Coregonus clupeaformis (lake whitefish), 3680 nucleotides. RefSeq names its product CD99 antigen-like protein 2. Lineage: Eukaryota; Metazoa; Chordata; Actinopteri; Salmoniformes; Salmonidae. Bases 284 to 1171 code for a protein of 295 amino acids. The record is from RefSeq and is a predicted model, not a curated record. Gene Ontology annotation, biological process: T cell extravasation; homotypic cell-cell adhesion; positive regulation of neutrophil extravasation. The transcript is spliced from 12 exons.
UGUGCUGCUGCGCCUACAGAGCACGCUCUCGUUUCUCCGCAAGCGCACGGCUGCACGUUCGCACUGCAGACUGUCCGUUCAGUUGCAGCAAACUGUUUGCCACUGUCGCACCCGUGCCGCCAAACAAAUAUUUUUGGGGAUCAAAGUAGCAAAAAACUGUUACAUUGUAGCAACCAGUCUCACGGAUAAGAAGAUAAGUCGAUUUAUGGUUACAGUGUAACGUUAUUUUAUCACUCUCUUCAGAACCAGUGUCGAUUCAACACCGGACGGACGAAUCUCAAACAUGGGGACAUUUUCGGCGUGGUCAAUCUUUCUAGUGGUCUCGCUGCUAGCUGUGAAAGUCCUGUCCCAGGAAAAUGGUGACUUUGAUCUGUCUGAUGCCUUGGGGGAUGGCGAUGUCACUAAAGCACCAGCAGCAGCAGCCACACCGAAACCCAAACCAUUUCCAUCGGGAGCAGACCUGGACCUGUUAGACUUCUUUGGAGAAGGAGAGAAGAUUACCACCACCAAAGCUCCUUCUAAGGUUCCUCCUAAAGUCCCAGCCACCAAGACCCCGCUCAAACCCAAACCCAAACCAGAUAACACCCAGGCUGAUUUUGACUUUGGGCCCAGCCUCCGCCCGGGCCUGCUCCCCCGCGCCACCAAGGGCCCACGUAACCCACCUAGGCCCCAGCCCGCCAGUGAUGAGUUUGACCUGAGUGAUGCUCUGGACCCCAACAACGACAUUGGUGGGAAGGACAAGAACAAGGGACAAGCAGAUAAAGGUAUCGGAGGCGGGGGCAGGGGUGACGGAGCUUCCAACAACAGAGGGGGGAAUGGGGGUGGAGCCUUUUCAGAUGAUGAUCUGUUUGGCGUUGGAAAUGACGACACCUACAACCCUGACAAAGGGAAAGGUGGACGUCGUGGCGGCCCAUCUACUGCUGAUGACAACAACUAUGACACCAUGGCGGAGACUGGAACCAUCGCAGGGAUCAUCAGUGCCGUUGGCGUGGCGCUGGUUGGCGCGGUUACCAGCUACAUCUCCUACCAGAAGAAGAAGUUCUGCUUCAGCAUACAACAGAGCCUUAAUGCAGACCUGGUGAAGACUGAUAACCCGGAUGCUGUGGUGGCCACAGAACCACAAGUUCAACAGACUCUUCUGGAGCCCCCUAGUGAGGAGAACGCUGUCUAAUGUUCCUCCUGUCCUGCCUCGUCCCUCAACCUACACACACACCUGCACACACACACACAAAAAGGGCACACACUAACACGCUCCCACCUUGCGGAAUAUCUCCCUCCACCUGACACACACACACAAACACACACACCACUUUUGAACGAUAGGUCCCCCCUCCUUAUACCUGGCUAUACAGAGAUCAGCAAACUCAGUUUGUAAUGUAGGGUUCCAUUGGCGGCCAUGUUGACACCGCCAACUUGCAUGACAUUCUAUGGUCAGAAUGUCAUUGUGACAUAACUUGGUGCCAACAUGGAGGGCAGUUUGUCGACCUCUGUAGACCUCCCCCUGCCCAACUAUGUGUACAUAUCAUUUUAAUUUAUUUUAACUGUUUUAAAUACCACUAAUAUGCCUGUUUACAAUAUGAUUAUGUAGGAGAUGGUAGCCUGUUCCUGGAUCAGUUUGAGUUUGACAAUGAUAGUCAGAGGACUUGCUAAACUAAAACAUACAGAUCUCGUACCAGGCUUCCAUUUUGAUAUUUCCUGAAAAUAUAGUAUAGGACAUAGUAUAGCCCACAUACUUGUCCCCUAACUCUGUUUAUCCAAUCAAAAAGCGUAUCCAAUCGACACAGGCCCUAUGAUUGGUGUGGAUUUGUUUGCUUAAACAUAUAAAAAAUAAGUGAUUUGAACUGUUAAACUGUUGAUGCUAGAAAUCAAAUGUUGAUUGAUAUCCGACCUGCAAUUUCUAUCAAUUGGAUUGCCUUCAAUAUUAGAUGUAUUGGUUGAACCAAUUGAGUUGGUCUAGAAAGUGCACUUCAGAAUUUUGUGUUGUUGCUGGAGUUUGAGAUUUAAUUCAAAAAUUGAACCUGUUACCCCCCCCCCAUGUAUAUCCCACUUGUGUGAUUUUUUUACCAUUUCUACCUUCAUUGUAUAUACUCAACAAAGACACAAAACAUUUUGCAGUGGUUACUUACGCAGGUUAGUGUCUAAAAGCUGCAUUUUUAUAGACUUGGUACCAGUCUGUUUGUGCUUUUUUGCCACAUCCUUGUCACUCAUUGUAAUACUAGCAUUGUUAUAUUGUUGAUUGUAGGAUGAAAAAAAAUUAAGCAAUGUUAAUUUGAACAACUUAUUUGUUACUUACUAACCCCAGAGCUGCUGCUUAUUGUCCAUGAUAUAAUUCGCGUUUUUUAAAGACACUGAAGAGAGAAUAGUAUAUUUUCCAAUAUCCUUAAUAGCAUACUACUUGGGGAAUGAACCAGUAGGGAACUAACCAGUGUAUUGGGUCCUAGCAUUCUAAGUAGUAUUCCAGUAUGGACAUUGGAGGGUACAUAAAGGCUCUGAUCCAAUAUCCACACUAGCACACUACUUAGGCUGCGUUUAUACAGGCAGUCCAAUUCUGAUAUUUUGCCCAAUUAUUGACAAAAUAUCUGAUCGGAUUAGUCAAAAUACCAAUUACUGGCAAAAGAUCAGAAUAGGGCUGCCUGUGUAAAUGUAGCCUUAGGGAACGAGCCAGUGUAUUAGGUCCUAGCAUUCUAAGUAGUAUGCUAGUAUGGAUAUUGUAGCGUAGCCUUUAAGUCUACUUGUGUGGAAAUGUGAUUGUGAUGAAGAUACUAAUACUACUCUUUGUACGUUGUAUAUCUGUUUUGUCUUAUUGAGAUAAUGCCAGUGCUAGAGAAAGUUAAGUAAAUGUGAAAUCGAAGCCUAGUUGAACUUUAAAACCUCUUGAUAUUGAAGUAACGUAAUGGUCACGUUCCAGGCCGACUACAUUGCAGACGUUACAGACAUUCCAGGGCAUCAACCAAUAGUUGCGAGCCACAUCAUCGACUUGGCAGUCAGGCAUCAGGUUGUUAUAUCAUAAUGCGGAUAGCUGAUGUGUUAAAGUCCUAUCCAAGCGUUGUGGGAUCUGGAAGACGUCUGCAAUGUAGUCAGUCUGGAACGCGCCCAGUGGCUAUAUAGAGACUGGAAGUUUGUUUUUGUAACAAAGUCAUUUAUGGCUAUGCAUAGACUUCUGAAGUCCUUCAGAUUGAGCUCUUUCCUAUAUAAAAGCAUAGUUAGUUAGUCUUAGGUUCUUUGGGUAGUCUUCAGACUAGGUGUUGCUUUGCUGCAGUCAGUUGCUUGUUUGGAUGGUUGGGGUCAAUUUCAUCUCAAGUCAGCCAAUUCAGGAAGGGAUAUCAAAUUCCUUUUCAAGAAUUGAGAAAAUGCAUAAGAAUUCAGAAAAUCUUUAUGAAUUUAUAAAAAUCCUUAAUUGAAAAACAAUGGCACAUUUCAGUUCAUGAAUUGGGAUUUGAAAUCACUCCCUUGAAUUGACUUAAUUGAAAUGGAAUUGGCCCCAAUCCUGGUUAGGAGACUAGUAGAGUGAAAAUGAAGCUUGUAAAUUGCGGUGUGAGCAUAUUUCUGUGUUUUUACUAUUACUUGUUGUAUGAGCAUAUUCCUUGAUAUUACGGUGUGUCCUGAUGAUCUAUACACUCGUUCCUAAGUGUGUUUUUGCAAGAGAAAAAAGGCGUCUCUGCACCCCCACUCUUUCUACA